This is a messenger RNA of Chara braunii, 1625 nucleotides long. The record is from the annotation of a GenBank genome assembly. NCBI's taxonomy places the organism in Eukaryota, Viridiplantae, Streptophyta, Charophyceae, Charales, Characeae.
UGUAUCCCAGGAAGUAACUCAAUCGUUGGUGGGAGCCUAUCAGGAAGACCCUGUCAUGAUGGACAUCAUGCGCAAACUUCACGCAAAAGACAAGGCCACAGAAAGUGAGUUUGUGAUGGUGGAUGGGUUACUCUUUCUUGAUAAGGCCGGGUGUAAAAGAUUAGUAGUUCCAUCGAGUGAGAGUUUGCGUAGUUUAUUUCUAGGAGAAUGUCCUGAUGCAACCGGACACUUUGGCUACAAAAAGACGAGUGCCAAUCUAGUACAACGAUUUUGGUGGCCUGGAAUGCUAGAUGACGCAAAGAAGUAUGUAGAGACCUGUCAGGUCUGUCAGCGGGACAAGCCGCGAACUCAAGCACCGCUUGGGUUGCUGAAGCCCUUACCUAUCCCCGCUGGUCGAGGACAGAGUGUUUCCAUGGAUUUCAUGGACACCCUGGUGACCAGUAAGACUGGCAAGAGGCACAUUUUCGUCAUCAUUGAUCGAUUCACCAAGUACGCUAGACUAAUUGCCAUGCCAGAGACCGCCAGGACAGACCACGUCAUCAAGUUGUUUAUGGACAACUGGGUGCGUGAUUUUGGACUUCCAAAGUCAAUUGUUAGUGAUAGAGAUGUCCGAUUCACAAGUGAGUUGUGGAAGAAGACUGCUGAGCAGAUGGGCAGUCAACUUCAGAUGACUUCAGGGAAUCAUCCCGAAGCCAACGGGCAGGCCGAACAAAUGAACAGAGUUGUACAGCACUUGCUGAGGCAUUACAUCAAGCCAAGCCAGGAUGAUUGGGAUGAGAAGUUGCCUCUCAUCGCCAGCCUGUACAACAAUGCUGUACACAGCAGUACCGACGUCAGUCCUAAUCAGCUGCACUUGGGAUGGAAGCCUAGAUCAGCUCUAGACUUCCUCCUACCUGAGAACCGAUCCUCUGCAACUCCAGGCACACUUGAGUAUGGUGUGCAAUAUGAGAAGUUGCUACAGCAAGCUGUCGAGCACAUCAAGAAAGCUCAGCAAGCAAUGAUUGCUUCUGAGAACAAGCACCGACGACAGUCCUCGUUUCAGGUAGGGGAACGUGUCUGGGUCAAGGCUAGUGAGCUAGGUCAGGAAUUCGGGAUCUCUCGUAAACUAAUGCCACAGUAUUUUGGUCCUUGGGAAGUCCUGGAUGCAGUGGGGGAUGAGAUGGAUGGUCCUACCUAUGUUAUCCGUAUCCCUGGACCCCUACGCACUCACCUUGUCUUUCAUGUCUCAAAGCUUGCACCUUUCGCUGAGACAGAUCAAUUCCCUUCAAGGAGAUCGAUGCUGCCCCCAACCAUGGAUGGUCAAGUGGACAUCGACGACAUUGUGGAUCACAGAGAUCUGCCAGUUCAAAAGCCAUUGGGUAAAGGAAGACCUCCAAAACCCAAGCGGGAGUAUCGCGUCAGAUUCAUGCAUCAUGAUCCAAAGGAAGAUCGAUGGUUCACCGGAGAGGAAUUGAUUGACACAGCUCCUCAAGUGGUGGCAGAGUAUGAGAGAAUGUUAAAAGGGAAGGCACCUGCGAAGUAAGCAUCUCAGCGGACUUUCGAAGCUAAGGGGGAUGGAAUGUGAGGAUUGAGCCCUCAAGAAGGGGCCUUGCCAUGAUGUACAUGUUCUGGGCUAAGGCCCGAGC